CGGAUCUUCGGAUCGUUCGAAGUACCACUGUAGUGAGAAGGCAGUGAAAACCGUUGAUGGUGGUUGGUGGCGGCCUCCGAGAGCCGUUAAAACGCGUACCUAACCUAACCGAACCCGAUAGCGUCCUUAUUGGAGUUUUCGGAAGAGAAUUUGUUCGAAUUUAAAGAUCCGGCUGCGAGCUACGGAACUAUUAUGCAAAACUGUGGUAAGCGAAGUGUAUAAGGAAGCUUCUGAAAGAUAAACAAUAUAGUAAUGGAUCCUGCUACGGUAAUAGCUCUGUGCAAAGAAAAUAUUCAGCCGUUGAGAUAUGGGCGAAAUGCUACACAAUUAGGAACUGCAUUGAGAGCUCAAGAGGACGUAGACGCACAGCAUUUGCUGUUACAGGAAAAACAAAUGUAUGAGGAUGCGAUUAAACAUUACGAAGGAGAGGAUCCUCUAGAGAGUUGGUAUGAAUAUAUUCUGUGGGUAGAACAGAGUUACCCGAAAAAUGGACAUGAAUCUCACAUUGGAAGACUCUUGCAACAAUGUUUGACAUUAUUUGAAAAGGAAGUAAAGUAUCAUCAAGAUCGUCGUUAUAUUCGUUUAUGGAUUAAUUAUAUAAGUAUGCAAAAGAAUCCUUUGGAAUUGUAUCAUCUGUUGCAUAACAAUGGAAUUGGUACUACUGUAGCUGACAUGUACAGGGCCUGGGCUUUUGAACUGGAACAAAUUGAAGAUUAUAAACGCGCUGAUGAAGUUUACCUAAUGGGACUAUCUGCUCAUGCAGAACCAUACGACGAACUGAGUCAUGCUCAUCAAAACUUUCAAUUGUCUGUGGCCCGCAAGACACUUGGACGCAUUGAAGAGAGAAGUGAUAUAUCAUUGCUGGAGCAACGUCAAGCUUUUAGUUCAUUGAAAGCGAUAAGAAUUAGCAAGAGAGUGGGUAGUAUACGUACAGGCCAUCGUGUACGUGAUUAUUAUCCUGGCACUAUACCACAGAUUGCAGCUUCUAUGCAAAAUGCAAAACCCAACUCUAAGAUACAAAUAUAUCAAGAUGAUAUGCCUGGGGAGAUGAAAGUUUCUAAUAUAUUAGAUCAUGUGCCUAUCGAGGAUGCAAUACACAAGGAAAACAUUAUUAAAGCAGGAGUAUGGAAUCAUGGACACAAGAGAUGUCCAUUAAUAACUUCUAGUGUGAGACCAGGUUUUAAAGUUCAUGAAGACCAAAAUGAUGAAUGUGACAUGGAGAAACCGAAAUUAUUCCCAAACCAUGUACAUUUUGCUGAUGGUAGUAAGGAACAUGAUUGUUUGAGGAUACCAGUGUAUGUACCAGAUCUGGCAUAUCCAAAUAUUAUACAAAAAGCAUAUUAUCCCAAAGAACUAGUUUAUGCUAACAAUGUUGAUCGUAGUAUGGAAGAAAUUAGAGCAGAACUUUAUUUGCAGAGAACAGCGCAACUUUUGGAAAAUAAACAUGAAAUGUCGGCGGUUUGUUUACGUGGCGGAACCAAUGAACAGCCCCAGUCACAACUUAACAAUUUCGAAAAUAUAUAUCAUUUGCAAGAAAUGGAAAAACAGAACAAAUUAGAUCAGCAAAGAAGAGAAGCUGAAAUCAAUAGACAGCAAAGACUCCAAGCUGAGCAACAAGAAUUACAAAGGCAACAAUAUGAGGCCGAAAAUCGAGCCUUAGAGACUCAACGACAGGAAGCCGAGCAAAGGGAAUUGGAGAGGUUAGAGGCUGAAAGAAUAGAAGCUGAGAGGCUAGAAGCCGAGAGGAUAGAAGCUGAAAGGAUAGAGGCUGAGAGGAGAGAAGCUGAAAGAAUCGAGGCACAACGAAUAGAAGAAUUAAACACACAACGGAAAUUGCAGUCAUCGAGCUUUAUGCACCAGCAUCACUCUUCCUCAUUAGCCACUGAUGCCGAGGAGCAUUUACUCGGUCUGAGUCUCACCGUAAAUACGAAGGAAGCCAUCACAGUUGUACAGGGUAUGUGGCAUUCCCCGGACGCCACGGCCGCUAAUGUUCCGCGCUUUCGUAGCCCUGUAACACCCAGAAUAGUAGAUUCGAGAAGUAAAUUACCAUUCGAUAUACAUAUGGAUGGUUCCAUGACUCAGCAUGCAAUGUCCAAUAGUAAGCAUCAUCAAGGAUACAAUAUACAGGUUUAUAAUGAUCAAGAGAACCAUCAAAGUUAUCACACGCCACAUCAUAGUUACUCCGGUCAGCAAGCAGCAUAUGGAAAUCAUAAUUUGCAAAACAGUUUCCACUAUCAAAUGCAGCAACAUCACGACCAUCAAGUGCAACAGCCGCAUCCCCGUCAGCACCACCCUCAGCAACAUCAUCAGCAGUUAAUCGCAUCGCCUCAACAGAUGCAUACCGCGCAUCAUCAGUCUCUUACCCAUCCGCAGCAUUUACAACCUCACAGUCAGAUACCGCAUCACCAGUCGCACGUUCAUCAACAGCAUCAGCAACAUCAACACCAACAACAUCAACAACAUCAACAACAUCAACAGCACCAACAACACCAACAUCAUCACCAUCAUCAUCAUCUCCAUCAUCAGUCCCCGCAUACACCACAUAUACCACCGCAUCCCCAGCAGCCACAACACAUGCAUCAGCAUAUGCAACAUAUACAGCAUCCCGUUUACAGCAACAUGUUACCCGACGUCAUCGGAUAUCAGCAGUAUCCAACGUCGAUGGAACCUCCUAUGCUGCAACAUAGUGUGGAACAGCAAAAGCAAUUGCAUUUCUCACCAUACAACGAUCCUGACAUUGAGACGAGCAAACCGUACAGAAUGCCACCAGAGUUACCGUACAUCAAGUCGCCCGGGAUGAAUCGUAAAGACAUCAAAUAUCUCGAAAGCGCGGAAGAUAAAGAGAAUGCUAUCGUCGUAGAUUACAACGGUCCACUCGAAGAGAAUAUGGUGCCCAAACCAACGGAUGAAAAUAAUUUGUAUAUUGACGAGAGUUUAGGUGUAACUCCUCUGUUAGGAGGAAACGAAACCUGCUUCACAGAAGCUUUUAACACGCAAUUAGCCAGCUCCACACCAAUGACUAAUCAUUUUAAGCCAUCUUACAGAGUGAAAGAGGAUCAGCAAUUUCCGAACCAGACUACUACCAGUCAGCCAAUUACAGAAGUACCUACUCGCGAAGGUAAUGAGAAAUUGAGCGUAAUAUUGGAAUCCACUCAGGAGUAUGUUUCAAGCAGUUCAGGUAGCAGUACGUACACUAGAACUGCCGGAUUGACUUUUGCAUUAACCAGAGAGGAUAUGGUUCCCAUCAAGGAACGACUUGCAGAAACAACUAUAAAAGAGGAAUCGAAAGAGGAAUCCAUGCUAUCCGUGGAUCAACCUUACGAGCAAAAGCAGCACUCACAGAUUCAAGCUGUGCACGCUCAGAGCCCACGUACGGUGCAACGAAAUGUCGAUCAGAUAACUUCCGAGAUAAAGAAUAAUUGCGAUCUGAGGAAAUCUAUAAAUUUCACGCUUAAUAACGAAGAUAAUUCCGAGAAGUUGGACACUAUGGAUUGCGAGGAGCAUGAACCCAUGGAACAAGUGGAGGAAGAGUCUUUCGAACUCCCUACGAAGGACAUCAAUCCAUUUGAUAAGAACUUGAUCGUGGGUCUGCUGAAGAAAAUAAAAUUCCCGCAACCACAUCAUGCAGAUGGAUAUACAAGAAUAGAUACUAACUUAAACAAGUUCGUGCCUUCUACUGUGGUUACGCUCGGCAACGAGGCGUAUGAUUUGGAAAAGUGCCUUGGAAAAGGAAUGUAUGGAACAGUUUUUAAAGCAGUCAAUAUACAGACAAGCGAGACUGUUGCUCUUAAAACGCAAAAACCAGCCUGGGUCUGGGAAUAUUAUAUCGUGCGAGAAAUAAAAGCGCGUCUUACGAAUCCACACAUGCUACGUGGUUUUAUGGAUGUGACAAUGGCGUAUAUAGCGAACAACGGAAGUAUACUAGUUUCAGAAUAUUCCAAGUUUGGAACGUUAUUAGCAGUGACAAAUCAGAUAAAAAUUGCCACUGGUAAACCUCUGAUGGAGACCCUAGCUAUUUUCUUCACAAUUGAAAUGCUUCAAAUCGUGGAGUACUUACACAAAUGCCAAAUAAUACAUGGGGACAUAAAGCCAGAUAAUUUUUUACUAAUGCGACCACCUACGCAAGACGUGAGGCCAACUAUACAGUUGAUAGACUUUGGAUGUAGUAUAGACAUGAAGUUAUUACCAGAAAAUACAACGUUUACCCAAGUAAUUAAAACGGAAGACUUUACUUGUAUCGAGAUGCAAACUGGCAGACCAUGGACAUAUCAAACGGAUCUGUACUGCUUAGCAGCAACUAGCCAUUGUUUAUUAUUUGGCAAUUACAUGAGGGUAUCUAAUAUAGGUGGUCGUUGGUUUAUUACUUCGAAAUUGCCAAGGUACGCUAAGAAGAUUGCAUGGGAGCAAUUUUUUACAGAACUGUUGAAUAUUGAAUCGUGUGACAAAAUGCCAGACUUAGCAAGAUUGAGAAAUAUGAUGGAGGAGACACUGGCGCAAAUGCCAGAGGUGCAAACAAGAUUCCGAACUUUCGUCAACAUCCUCAACAAACGAUAACGCUUACUGUAUCUGAUGAUAUGUCCCAAUGUGUGCACAUAUUUAGUAAAGAACCAACGUGUAAUAAGAAACAUUAAUGUUAUUGUGCUAUUUAUUAUACAAGUUAAUACUACAGUGAUAUAUGUAUCUACGCAGUUAUAACACAUUGAAAUGCACUUUAUGGCCUGCUUCGUGGAGGCUUUUACAGAUAUAUGUUGCUUGCACAUAAUCGAUAUUAUUAAGAGCACUGUGCAACGAGUUUGAUCUUUUAACAAAUGUUUCGGAAACUUACGAGGUUUGCGAAAGUUUAUACGAUAGAGGUUUUGAAAAUGUAUCUUGUUAUCUCUCACGCCAUGAAUACACUCGCAGUUGCGAAUAAACGUUGUAUAAUAAGAUUCACAAAGUCUUACCAAAUUCGAGUCUGUAAAAAUGAAUAGUACAAUGUGCGUGUGAUAUGGAUGUGCACUGUGGACUCUCAGAUCAGCAAGAUCGCAUGCAUGUACACUGAGUAAUUGAGUACCUUGUAUAGAUAAUUAAUGUAUAUGUAACCCUUGUAUAUUUACUAUAGGUCUUAGUUUUAAACCACUCGAUUUUGUCGCAUUGAUGUCAACGGGUUCUAUCGUUUUGCUUUCAGAUAUUCUCCAAGAUGUAUGAAAAUAUAUCAUGUCAAUCAUAUUAAAUGUUCAUAUUUCAGACACUA
Messenger RNA from Harpegnathos saltator (Jerdon's jumping ant), 5233 nucleotides. RefSeq lists its product as uncharacterized. The transcript is spliced from 15 exons. Lineage: Eukaryota; Metazoa; Arthropoda; Insecta; Hymenoptera; Formicidae. Gene Ontology annotation, cellular component: nucleus. The record is from RefSeq and is a predicted model, not a curated record. Bases 253 to 4554 code for a protein of 1433 amino acids. Gene Ontology annotation, molecular function: ATP binding; protein kinase activity. Gene Ontology annotation, biological process: meiotic sister chromatid cohesion, centromeric; mitotic spindle assembly checkpoint signaling; protein phosphorylation.